AUGGCUGUUCCAAACGACACCAUCACCCCCACCUUUUUUGUCUCCAGCAGCAUCUACAUCCCGCCCCUCCUCCUCGACUUCUUCAUGGUCUUCAACCUGCUCAUCUUCGGCGAGAUCGUCGGCGUCCUGGGCAUUGUCGGCAACAUCAUCAACAUCAUCGUCUUCUACAAGCAGGGCCUGAAAGACAGCGUCAACAUCAGCCUGGCCGCGCUGGCUCUCAGCGAUAUCGGGUCGUUGAUGUCGCUGCAGAUCAUCAACGUCAUGUUGAAUCCCUGGUUUAUCAGCGCCAGCCAGAUCGUACGAGCCUACGACUUCGUCAUCAUGGUCGCCUUCUACCCCCACAACUACUUCAUCCGUGUGUGUGGUUUCAUCACAGCCUUCGUCUCCCUGGAGAGAUGUCUGUGUGUGGUGGCGCCGUUAAAGGUGAAGCGAAUCAUGACGCCACGCGUAGCCGUGGUGGUCAAUGUUCUCAUCUUCACCGUCACGCUGCUGGACAUGUUCCCCGUGUACUACACGGCGUACCUCGACUGGAAGUUUUACCCCGGCCUCAACAGGACGAUGGUGGGGAUGGUGUUUAGACAGAACCCGUACCUCGUCUACGCCGCCUCCUACAUCAUCACCGACCUCUUCAUCCCUUACUUCACUUUCUUCGUCAUCAUCACCAGCACCGUCAUCAUAGGGAUCAGACUCAGCAACCGGGCACUAUGGCGGCAAUCUGUGUCAAAGGUCACCAAGGCCGACAACGUCUCCACUAAGGAGAAGAAGGUUGUGGUCAUGUUGGUGACCGUGACCUUGAUCUUCAUCGUCUGCCUCCUCCCCCAGUCCGCCUUUCUGACGGCCACAAGUUUCGUGCCCGGGUUGGUGUUUUUCGGCACGAACUCUGACCUCUCGUUCCUGUGUUACUGCAUGUGUUACCUGACGGAGACCGUCUCGUCGUCCGUCAACAUCGUCGUGUACUACCGCAUGAGCGGCAGGUACAGGGAGACUUUGGUCAGCGUGCCGGGAUUCAGGAGGUCCAAGUAG
Molecule: messenger RNA, 1023 nt
Organism: Physella acuta
Lineage: Eukaryota; Metazoa; Mollusca; Gastropoda; Physidae
Product: growth hormone secretagogue receptor type 1-like
Biological process (GO): G protein-coupled receptor signaling pathway
Cellular component (GO): plasma membrane
Molecular function (GO): G protein-coupled receptor activity
Source: RefSeq, a predicted model, not a curated record